AGCACUGAUUGGAUAGUUGAAGUUGCACUCACCGAGGGAAUAGAACCAAACAUAACUCCCAAUUUUCAGUGCAGUUGAACUUUCCAGAGAAUUCAACUCCUCGUGCUAAAAUCAUUAGUCUUUCCGCUGUCGCAUUUAUCAGUGAAAAAACACGCUCAAAGACAAGAUAAUGAGGGAAAUUGUGCAUCUGCAGGCGGGACAGUGCGGCAACCAAAUUGGUUCCAAGUUUUGGGAGAUAAUUUCUGACGAGCAUGGCAUCGACCCCACUGGCAGAUACGUUGGAACGAAUGAUCUUCAGCUAGAGAGGAUCAAUGUUUAUUACAACGAAGCAGGAAAUAACAAAUAUGUUCCUCGUGCUAUUCUCGUCGACCUCGAGCCAGGGACUAUGGACUCCAUUCGCAGUGGUCCCAUCGGUCAGAUCUUCAGGCCCGAUAAUUUCGUUUUUGGACAGAGUGGAGCUGGAAAUAACUGGGCUAAAGGACACUACACAGAGGGAGCAGAGCUCAUCGACUCUGUUCUCGAGGUUGUGAGGAAGGAAGCAGAAGGAUGUGACUGUCUCCAAGGAUUCCAGCUGACUCACUCCCUCGGUGGUGGCACUGGCUCAGGCAUGGGGACUCUUUUAAUUUCAAAAGUCAGGGAGGAGUACCCCGAUCGUAUUAUGAAUUCUUUCAGUGUGGUUCCAUCGCCAAAGGUAUCAGAUACAGUUGUUGAGCCCUACAAUGCCACACUAUCAGUGCACCAACUGGUGGAAAAUACUGACGAGACUUUCUGUAUCGACAACGAAGCACUUUACGAUAUUUGCUUCAGGACCCUGAAGUUGACUUCACCAACUUACGGUGAUUUAAAUCAUCUCGUUUCAGUCACAAUGUCAGGUGUGACGACGUGUCUGAGAUUCCCAGGCCAAUUAAACGCUGAUCUGCGUAAAUUGGCAGUGAACAUGGUACCAUUCCCACGUCUUCAUUUCUUCAUGCCAGGUUUCGCUCCACUGACUGCCAGGGGAAGUCAAGGAUAUCGCGCACUAACGGUUCCAGAACUCACACAACAGAUGUUCGAUGCCAAGAACAUGAUGGCAGCCUGCGACCCUCGUCACGGUCGUUACUUGACAGUAGCAGCGAUAUUCCGAGGUCAAAUGUCGAUGAAGGAGGUGGACGAGCAGAUGUUGAACAUUCAGAACAAAAAUUCUGCCUAUUUUGUUGAGUGGAUUCCCAACAACGUCAAAGUAGCUGUCUGUGACAUCGCCCCCAAGGGUCUGAAGAUGUCUGCCACCUUCAUCGGUAACUCCACAGCCAUUCAGGAGAUCUUCAAACGCAUCAGCGAGCAGUUCACAGCCAUGUUCAGACGUAAAGCCUUCCUCCACUGGUACACGGGGGAGGGCAUGGACGAGAUGGAGUUCACAGAGGCUGAGAGCAACAUGAAUGACUUGGUGUCUGAGUACCAACAGUAUCAGGAGGCAACAGCAGAAGACGAAGAGGCCUUCGAUGACGAGGAAGUCAUGGAGGAAGAGGCAGCUGAGUAAAGUUAUAUCUUCCCAGAAGUUUUUAUCCCUUUUUGUGAUGAACCUAUCACUCAAACAGACUUCCCUUUCCAUUGAAUAGGCAACGACUCCUUUAAGUAUUUCUUUGUAACUUUUUUUGUAGAAAGCAUAAAAUAUAUCAUUGCCAACUCGAA
Molecule: messenger RNA, 1668 nt
Organism: Diachasma alloeum
Lineage: Eukaryota; Metazoa; Arthropoda; Insecta; Hymenoptera; Braconidae
Product: tubulin beta chain
Exons: 7
Coding region: 170-1516 (448 amino acids)
Biological process (GO): mitotic cell cycle; microtubule cytoskeleton organization
Cellular component (GO): microtubule; cytoplasm
Molecular function (GO): structural constituent of cytoskeleton; GTP binding; GTPase activity
Source: RefSeq, a predicted model, not a curated record